CCCGAGGUCAAACACAGCUGCCAGGCUUACCUCCACCUCCCAUUCCUGGCCUCUGCCUCCAGGCACCUGGCCUGGCCUCGGUCCUCAGAGGAGCCAUGGAGCCCUCAGGAAAAUCUAAGUGCUGCUCGCUUCGACCUCUGACCUUUUUCCUGGUCGCCUUCCUCCUGGUCUUUGGCAUGGGGGUCCUGAGCCCGAGAAUCCCGAUGCUGAGGACCAGGCCCGAGGAAGAAGGCAUCGAGGCCGAUAGAAAACCGCCCGGGAUGCAAGUUGUGAAACUACCGAGGAUGCUGUACCCGCAGCCCGCGGUGCUGACGCCCUCGAGGAAAGACGUCCUCGUCCUGACCCCGUGGCUGGCGCCCAUCGUCUGGGAGGGGACCUUCAACAUCGACAUCCUGAACGAGCAGUUCCGGCUCCAGAACGUCACCGUCGGGCUCACCGUGUUUGCCAUCAAGAAGUACGUGGUCUUCCUGAAGCUGUUCCUGGAGACGGCCGAGCAGCACUUCAUGGUGGGGCACAGGGUCAACUACUACGUCUUCACCGACCGGCCGGCCGACGUGCCCCGCGUGGCGCUGGGGGAGGGCCGCCGCCUGGUGCUGCUCCAGGUCCCGGGCGCCGCGCGCUGGCAGGACGUGUCCAUGCGCCGCAUGCAGAUGAUCAGCGACUUCUGUGAGCGGCGCUUCCUGCGGGAGGUGGACUUUCUCAUGUGCGUGGACGUGGACAUGCGCUUCCGCGACCACGUGGGCGUGGAGAUCCUGUCCCCGCUCUUCGGCACCCUGCACCCCGGCUUCUACGGGGCGACCCGCCAGGCCUUCACCUACGAGCGCCGGCCGCAGUCCCAGGCCUACAUCCCCCCGGACCAGGGCGACUUUUACUACUUGGGGGGCUUCUUCGGGGGGUCGGUGUCCGAGGUUCACCGGCUCACCGCGGCCUGUCACCAGGCCAUGAUGGCCGACCGCGCCAAUGGCAUCGAGGCCGUUUGGCACGACGAGAGCCACCUGAACCGGUACCUGCUGGACCACAAGCCCACCAAGGUGCUGUCCCCGGAGUACCUGUGGGACGAGCAGCUGCUGGGCUGGCCGGCCGUCAUGCGGAAGCUGAGGUUCGUGGCCGUGCCCAAGAACCACCAGCAGAUCCGCAACUGAGGGGUGCGCUGGGGGCUGGGGGCCAUGCUCCCUCGGGGCCCCCAGAUUGGAACCUUUAUGGCCCUGGGCACGCCUGCGCUUCCCUCUUCUGUCCUGAGGGGGGAGACUGUCGAGGCCUGGCACUGCCCCAACCCCAAAUACAGGCCUUGGGGCACCUCCGCCCUGUGCCCACCCACGCUCAGGCAUGCAGGAGACGGGCCCCACCCCCUGGGCACGGGGCCUGGAGUGGCCUGGCCAUCCGCUCCCACUGGGCGCUCCUCAGGCCCUUCAGCUCAGGUGAGGCAGGUGGUCCCGGCCCCACCUGACAGACGGGGGCCCAGAUGAAGUCACUCCUAAAGAGGGCAGGGGGUCCUAGCCCAGGCCCAGGGGCCCGGGUACUGCUAGAGGCCAGUCCCUUCCCUUCCCGAGUCCUCUCAGAGCUGAAUGGCGCCUUCAGUGCACAGGCCCAGGUGGAAGUGAGGCCCAGG
Molecule: messenger RNA, 1609 nt
Organism: Eptesicus fuscus (big brown bat)
Lineage: Eukaryota; Metazoa; Chordata; Mammalia; Chiroptera; Vespertilionidae
Product: histo-blood group ABO system transferase-like
Exons: 7
Coding region: 96-1142 (348 amino acids)
Biological process (GO): carbohydrate metabolic process
Cellular component (GO): vesicle; membrane; Golgi apparatus
Molecular function (GO): glycoprotein-fucosylgalactoside alpha-N-acetylgalactosaminyltransferase activity
Source: RefSeq, a predicted model, not a curated record